Tetrahymena thermophila SB210 is the source of this 4767-nucleotide messenger RNA. RefSeq names its product cyclic nucleotide-binding protein. Gene Ontology annotation, biological process: regulation of membrane potential; potassium ion transmembrane transport. Lineage: Eukaryota; Ciliophora; Oligohymenophorea; Hymenostomatida; Tetrahymenidae. The transcript has 10 exons. Gene Ontology annotation, cellular component: membrane. The record is from RefSeq and is a predicted model, not a curated record. Gene Ontology annotation, molecular function: voltage-gated potassium channel activity.
CUUUAUUAUUGUAAUAGUAAUUUAGUUUAUUACCAAAUAAUUGUUUUGAUAAACGUUAAUUAACUCUUCAAUAUUCAAAAGAUAGUAGAGAUGCAAUUAUUUAGACAAGCAAAAAGUGAUUAUUCUUAAGAAGGGAAAGAGGUAUUGGCAUCACCUAUUACAGCUAAAGAUUAUCCAAUAGAUAAUACAUAUUCGAGCAAUUUACUUAAGAAUUAAACUCUAAGUGCUACUGUUAAGCAGAAAAAUGGAUCUCCAAAUUUAGGAGCUUAAAAGUAGAGUACAUUUAAAACAUCUUUAAAAUCGAAUGAAUCUAAAGGAUUAUCUUCUGUUGUAAAGAAAAGUAGAAAAUGGGAUGCAAUUAAAGAUGUUUAUAAUGCUUAGAAAUUUUAAAUCGCGGCACUAAAAACAUUAUUCAAAAGAUUGGAGACAUAUCAAAAAGGCAGCGAUAAAUCUUAAGCUCUAUAAAUAAAAAAGAGAGAUUUGAUUUACAUCGAUCCUGAUAACUCUUUAUAUUUUAUAUGGAAAUGCAUAACUGGAAUCGCUAUGCUCUACUAUCCAAUUAUGAUUCCAAUAAGAAACUGCUUUGAAUUGAAUAACUAUGAUCAUAUUGUAUACGAUUACUUUCUUGAUGGAUUGUUUCUUAUUGAUAUUUUUCUCAAUUUUAUUACUGGGAGAAUAGAAGAGGGAGUUAAAAUCUAAAAUGUUGGAAAAAUUUCCAAAUUAUACUUGAAAUAAGAAUUCAUUUAUGAUAUUAUUGCUAUUUUUCCAUGGCAGAAAUUAGAAAAAAAGACAACUUCAUUUGGAUUUAUACUUCUUAAAUUGCUUAGAUUACGGUAUAGAAGUAGAUUUAUUGAAUUCUUGAGAUCGUUUAUUUUUAAAAUAUUUGGAAGUGGUAAAAAUAUUUAGUAUGCUCUUCUUACCUACAAUAUAUUAAUAAUAUUGUCUUAAGUUUUAUUUUGUAUACACAUGCUAAACUGUAUAUGGAUAACUCUAGGAAAAUUUAAUGACGGUAAAACAAGCUGGAUACAAUUAGUUAUUUAAGGAGAUGAAAAUAUUGAAAAUUAUAUCAAAACUCUUUAUACAAAUGGAUUUUAUUACAUAGUAACAACUAUUUCAACCGUAGGAUAUGGAGAUAUCUCUUGCUAAACUUCGUAUGAAAUGUUUUUUGCUUGUUUAUGCAUGUUCUUCGGUAUAGCACUUUUUGGUUAUAUUUAAGGAGGGUUGGUAGAUGCCAUAAAGCAUUCUCUUCUUUCAGGAGAAAUUAAAUAAAGCAAUGAUGAAAAUGAAUUUUAAACAUGGCUUAUUUAAAGAGAACAAAACAUAGAGUAUCCACUAUCUAGCAAGAAAUUGAAAACAAUGAGAGAAUGUUUUUAAUUUUCAAGUAAAUAUGAGUUUUCUAAUACAGUUCUCGAAUCAGAGUAUUUUUAAGAUCUUCCACCAUUAGAUUAAGCAAAAGUGUUUGUUUUCUAUUUUUCUGAAUUUGUCACAGUGUACAGUACUUUCUUUAGGAAUAUUUCAGACGUUUCACUAACUAGAUAAAUUAUAGGGGCUUUGAAACCUGUUUAUAUUCCAAAAGACACGAUAGUAUAGGGUUAUUUGUGCAAUUCUAAUGGGAUUUAUUUCAUUUUCAAAGGAUAAAUAAUAGUCUAAAAAGUUAUUGAGGUCAAUGAUAAAUUGGAGCUAUUACCAUUCAGAGAGCUUACUCAUGGCUCUUUUAUAGGUGAAAAUUGUCUCCUGAAAAAAUCUUCGAGAUUUAACUAUGUAGUAGAUUAGGACACAGAUUUGUAUUGCUUUUUUAUCAGUAGUGAAUAAAUUUAUCAAAUUUUAGAAGACUACCCAUUUGUCUUUCAACAGCUAGUUAAAUUUGCUUCAUUUAGAAACAAAUUUUUUAAGCUUGAAGGAGAGAAGGUUGAAUAGCAGAAUUAAAUUUAUAAAACAACUCAUUAACCAAGAAAAUCCUUUUUUCGAAAAUAAACAGAAAAAAAUUUCGAAAAAUAAAUGACUUAACAUAUUGAAUUAAAUGCAAUAAAAGAAACAACAAAUAACAACAGUGAUGAAGAAAUUGAAUCGGUAUAAUCAGAAGAUGACAAUUAAGAUGUUUAAGUUGGCAAUAAAAUGUAGCUAUUAUAUCAAUUUGAAAAGAACUCAGAAGAUUAAAAACAAUAAAUAUUCACUGAAAUUUAAUCUGAAAAUAUCAUAACUAAUUUAUUCAAAUAAAUGAACAUCUUCUCCUAAACUUUCAAGCAUAAGCGCCAUAGCAAUAUUUAAAAUUAAUAAAUUCAAAAUAAUGAUUAAAAGAGUAUUACAAAAAAAUAAGGUAUGUUUGAUGAAUUUUAAAAAGAAAAAUAAUCUAAUGAUAGUAAAUCUCCUCAAUAAGACUACUCUCAGUUGCCUAAAUCCGAAUUAGGAGGAAGCAGUCCUAAUUAAUAAGCAAAUUAAAAUGAUACUAAUUGUUAGUUAGCUUAAAUAAAUUUAUCUAUUAAUCCACAUUAAAAUUAUGAAACCUUGAUAAAAAGUUAAAUUUCUUAAAAUAAGUCAGAUAACUAAGAUACUCUACGUCAAAACUUAAUUAGGGAAGAUUCAAUUUUUUCUGAUAUGUCAGAUAAAAGUAGCUUACCUAACUAAAUAAGAUAUGAUCUAAAAAAAACAAAGCAAAGCCUAUUUAAAUAAAGUGAAAAAAAAGUUAACAGUUUUUAAAAUGUUAAACAUAUGAAGUCAAGCUCAUAUUCUCAAAUAAACAUAUAAAAAUAAAUUAAAAAAUAGACCCUUAAAAAAAAUAAAAGUAUGUAUAUAUUAGGUAAAUAAAUUCCAUUUAUUUAUUAAAUCGACUUCCUAAAUAAUUAAAAAAUUAACAAUCCAUUAAAUUAAAACGAGGAGUAAACUAAAGAAGCUAAACAGAGUAUAAAUUAAGUGAGAUAUUUUGAGGUAAACCCUAACAGAAAAGACUCUUCUAAAAAUUCAUAUUAUGAUUCUCAGAAUUAAAAUAAUAAAAUUCAGUUUUAAAAUAAUAAUUUAACUGAUUCUUCUAAAAUAGAUGCAUAAGAAAAACUUAAAGAUGAAAUAUUGUUUACUGAGCAAUCUUUAAAAAGUGAACUAAUCCCUAAAACAAAAAUACAAAGUUAAUAAACAGAAAAAUCAGUCUAAGAAGUAGAAUUAAUAAACUUGGAAUCAAUAAAUGAUUAAACUGAAUCAGAUUUAGAGGACUUGCAAAUAAAAUAAUAGAAUUUAAGUUAUUUUAAACAAGAAAAAUCAACUUACAUAAAGAAAUUCUUAUAAAAUUUAAAUAACUAGGAAAAUAAUAGCAUGCAAGAUCAAAAUAAAAAUGAACUGGAUAGUAUGCCAUAAGAGCAGCUAAUCUAAAAUUCAACAAUUCAAUAAAUCAAUGAAAGAGGUAGUAUUGUUUAAUAAAAGAAUUUACAAAAGGACUAUUAGCUUUUAUAAAGUAAAUAAAUUGAAUAAGACUUAAGCAAACUUAAUUGGUGUUAAAAUUUUUCAAAAUCAUCCAGCUAAAUUAAUUAAUAAUAAGCUGCUGAAAAACAACCAAGCACUUAAAUUGAGUAGCUGAAUUCUUAAUAGUAUUUAAAAAAUAUUGAUAAAAGUAAAAAUAUUUUAGACAUUAAUUUAAUUACUUAAGAUUGUGAAAAAGAAUAAGAUUAACUUCUAUUUAGAAAAAUAGAAACUCUUUAUUAACCUUAGUCAAGAUAAAAUAAUCAUAAGAACUCUGGUGAAUUAAUUGAAACUACUACACAAAAUAAUAGUGAAAAUAAUAGUGUAAAAAAUAUUAAAAGAAAUUAAACUAUUGGUUAAAAUACACACAAAAAAUACUAAUCUGACAAAAAGGUUGCCUCCAAUAAUAAAAAAAAGAUAUAUCAAUCAUAAAUUCAGGGCAUUAUGAAAUAAGCUGAAAUAGAAACUAUGUCAUAUAGAAGCAGAAAUGAAUCAAAAUUUUAAUAAAAUGAAAACCAAUAAUCUAUGAAUUAAAAUUAAAUAAAUUUAAAUCAAAAUUAACGAAAUAGAAAUAAAUCAAAUUUUGUUAAAUAAAUUAAUGUAGAUUAAAAUUAGAAUUCUUAAUCUCCAAAUAAUAUAAAAUAGAGUUCCCCACGUAAUAAUAAAAAAAAAUUAAAUUCUAAUAAGCAUGCUCGCAAAGUUAGUAAUGAAAUUCUUACCCCCUUAAAUUAAUAUUAAUAUAAGGGAGGCAACAAAUCGUUCACAGUCUUAUUAAGCUAAAAUUAACAUGAGAAUAAUACGCAAGAACAUCUCUCAAAUUUUAAAGCCCUCAUUUAGAUUAUGAAUGUUGUGCGAAAUAGUAAACCAAAUGAAAAAUAAGAAUAAAAUGAUAAUGCUAUUUAUCAAAAAGAAGAAAAUACAUUCUCAAAUGAUUAAAAUAUUGAUUUGAAAUUGUCAGCAUAUGUAUAAACUGAUAUUGAUGAAGAAGAAGAAGAAAAAAAAUAUGUAGAAAAUAUUUUAGAUAAGUCAAUUGAUGUCCCUAUAGGUCUAAUAGAGCCUUCGUUUACUACAGAAGAGCUAGAUAACAUUUUUCCAUAUUUAAAGAGUACAGUAACUAGGCUAGAUAGAAGGGCAGAUGAUUUAUUCAAGAGCAUUAACGAGUUUAAAGUGUUUUGUCUUGAAAAAGUAUAAAAAAUAAAAUCUCUUAAAAAGGCUAAAUCUGCUAAAUCAUCCUAAAAAAAUAUUCCUAAUCAGGAUAAAAAAGAUUGUAAAUAAGUCCUUCAAACUUAAAUAUUAUUUUAAAAAGUAACAUUUUAGUGA